CUGUACCCACAAUGCCGUGCGGCGCUGCCCGCUCCGCUCCAUCAUGGAGGCGGCCGCCGCAGCUGGCGCAGCUGGCGCAGCCCCGCCGCCCGCCGCCGCCCGGCCCCGCACCCCCUGAACCCCGCGCACCCCUCGGGCUCCAGCAUGAGCGGCGGCAGCGGGGGCGGCUCCUCGGCACCCGGCCGCUUCGCCGAUUACUUCGUGAUCUGCGGGCUGGACACCGAGACCGGGCUGGAGCCGGACGAGCUCUCCGCUUUAUGCCAGUAUAUACAGGCCUCUAAAACCCGAGAUGGUGCCAGCCGUUUCAUUUCCAGUGCAACAGAAGGGGAAAAUUUUGAACAGACUCCCUUAAGACGCACAUUUAAAUCCAAAGUUCUUGCUCGCUAUCCUGAGAAUGUUGAAUGGAACCCUUUUGACCAGGAUGCAGUGGGAAUGCUGUGUAUGCCUAAAGGGCUUGCUUUCAAGACACAAGCAGAUUCCAGAGAACCUCAGUUCCACUCUUUUAUUAUUACUCGUGAAGAUGGCUCACGGACAUUUGGAUUUUCUCUCACGUUUUUUGAGGAGGUUACUAGCAAACAGAUCUGCAGUGCAAUGCAGACAUUGUAUCACAUGCACAAUGCUGAGUAUGACAUUCUUCAUACUCCCCCCACGAAUGACAAAGGUAGCUGCAGCACCACCGGAGACUGCAAUGGCACUUCUGUUUCAAAGCUACAGCGUUUUAACUCCUAUGACAUCAGCAGAGACACACUCUACGUCUCAAAGUGCAUUUGUCUGAUUACUCCAAUGUCUUUCAUGAAAGCUUGUAAGAAAGUGCUAGAGCAACUUCACCAAGCAGUGACUUCACCUCAGCCGCCACCUCUCCCUUUAGAAAGCUACAUCUACAAUAUUCUCUAUGAGGUUCCUCUUCCUCCAGCAGGAAGGUCAUUAAAAUUUUCAGGUGUUUAUGGACCAAUUAUCUGCCAGAGGCCAAGCACCAGCGAACUACCAUUAUUUGAUUUUCCAGUUAAAGAAGUCUUUGAAUUGCUUGGAGUAGAAAAUGUGGUUCAACUCUUCACCUGUGCCCUCUUGGAAUUUCAGAUACUGCUUUAUUCACAGCAUUAUCAGAGACUGAUGACUGUGGCAGAGACCAUCACAGCACUAAUGUUUCCAUUUCAGUGGCAGCAUGUGUAUGUUCCUAUUCUUCCAGCAUCCCUCCUCCAUUUUCUAGACGCCCCGGUCCCUUACCUCAUGGGCUUGCACUCUAAUGGGCUGGAUGACAGGUCUAAGCUGGAACUUCCUCAAGAGGCUAACCUGUGCUUUGUGGAUGUAGACAACCAUUUCAUCGAGCUGCCAGAAGACUUACCCCAGUUCCCAAAUAAACUCGAGUUCAUUCAGGAAAUUUCAGAGAUACUAACGGCUUUUGGAAUUCCACCCGAGGGAAACCUUCACUGCAGUGAAAGUGCCUCCAAGAUGAAGAGCCUCAGAGCAUGUGACCUGGUUUCUGAUAAAAGAAAUGGGAACAUAGCAGGAUCGCCUUUGAAUUCCUAUGAACUGCUCAAGGAAAAUGAGACUAUUGCAAGACUCCAAGCACUUGUUAAAAGAACAGGCGUGAGUCUCGAAAAGUUGGAGGUGCGAGAGGAGACUGGUAGCAAAAAGGAUCUUAAAAUUCAGUGUGAUGAAGAAGAAUUCAAGAUCUACCAAUUGAACAUUCAAAUCCGUGAAGUUUUUGCCAACCGCUUUACACAAAUGUUUGCAGAUUAUGAAGUAUUUGUCAUUCAACCCAGUCAGGACAAGGAAUCUUGGUUUACAAACAGGGAACAGAUGCAAAACUUUGAUAAAGCAUCUUUCUUGUCAGACCAGCCUGAACCUUACUUGCCUUUCCUCUCAAGAUUCCUGGAGACCCAAAUGUUUGCAUCUUUUAUUGACAAUAAGAUAAUGUGCCAUGAUGAAGAUGAUAAAGACCCUGUUUUGAGAGUAUUUGAUUCUAGAGUGGAUAAAAUUAGGUUGCUAAACGUUAGGACACCGACUCUACGCACAUCUAUGUAUCAAAAGUGCACUACCAUUGAUGAAGCUGAGAAAUCUAUUGAAUUAAGGCUAGCAAAAAUAGAUCACACUGCAGUUCACCCGCACUUGCUGGACAUGAAAAUUGGACAAGGGAAAUAUGAGCUUGGAUUUUUUCCCAAGCUUCAGUCUGAUGUUUUAUCUACCGGACCAGCAAGCAACAAAUGGACGAAGAGAAAUGCUCCUGCACAGUGGAGGCGGAAGGACAGACAGAAGCAGCACACAGAGCACCUGCGUCUGGACAAUGAUCAGAGAGAGCACCUGGACUUUUCCAUGUCAGAGCUUCAGUUGCAGUUAUGUUUAGACUGGGACCAGCAUGAUUGGCCCUUCAUGCCCUCUAUAAAAUCUGUGUCAGAGCAUUAUCUGAAGUAUAUCCAAGAAGCCAGGAAUCUGGGCAGCACUAUUCGGCAGCCCAAACUGUCUAACCUCUCCCCAUCGGUAAUUGCGCAAACAAACUGGAAGUUUGUAGAAGGCUUGUUGAAGGAAUGCCGAAAUAAGACCAAGAGGAUGUUGGUUGAAAAAAUGGGUCGAGAAGCUGUGGAGCUAGGUCAUGGUGAAGUGAAUAUCACAGGUGUAGAAGAGAAUACCCUGAUAGCCAGUCUGUGUGACCUCUUAGAAAGGAUAUGGAGCCACGGUCUGCAAGUCAAACAGGAUAGAAGCUGUUCUGCUUUCGUCUUAGAAGACAGAGCAUCACUAUACUCUGCUUCAACUCAGAUUUGGGCCUUUCAGACCACCAGACGGCCAACCCUCCAUAAGGGAAAGUCUGCUUUGUGGUCUCAUCUGCUACACUACCUAGAAAACAGACAGAGAAAAGCUACAUCAGGCAGCUUCAGUACCUCAGGAAUCCUUCUUGAUUCAGAACGGAGAAAAUCUGAUACCAGUCCAGCCAUGUCACCUCUUAGAAUCUCUCUCGUCCAGGAUAUGAGGCAUAUCCAGAACAUUAGUGAGAUCAAAACCGAUGUUGGCAAGGCCAGAGCCUGGGUUCGCCUCUCCAUGGAAAAGAAGUUGCUCUCUAGGCAUUUAAAACAGCUGCUUUCAGAUCAUGAACUCACAAAAAAACUCUACAAGCGUUAUGCAUUCCUGCGCUGUGAUGAUGAGAAAGAACAAUUCUUAUAUCAUCUCCUGUCAUUCAACGCUGUUGAUUACUUUUGCUUUACCAAUGUUUUCACAACAAUCUUGAUACCAUACCAUAUAUUGAUCGUUCCUAGCAAGAAACUUGGUGGCUCAAUGUUUACAGCCAAUCCUUGGAUCUGUAUCUCGGGAGAACUGGGCGAAACAGGAGUCCUGCAGAUUCCCAGGAAUAUAUUAGAAAUGACUUUUGAGUGCCAGAACCUGGGAAAACUGACCACAGUGCAAAUAGGACAUGAUAAUUCAGGGCUGUAUGCCAAGUGGCUAGUGGAAUAUGUUAUGGUCAGAAAUGAAAUAACAGGGCAUACUUACAAGUUUCCCUGUGGAAGGUGGCUUGGCAAGGGAAUGGAUGAUGGCAGCUUGGAGAGGAUCCUGGUGGGAGAGUUGCUGACUUCCCACACGGAAGCUGAUGAGCGGCAGUGCCGAACCCCUCCUUUGCAGCAGUCACCAAGCAUGAUCAGAAGAUUUGUCACUAUAUCACCAAACAAUAAGCCAAAGUUAAAUACUGGUCAGAUACAAGAAGCUAUUGGUGAAGCUGUCAAUGGCAUUGUCAAGCAUUUCCACAAGCCAGAGAAGGAGAGAGGCAGUCUGACGCUGUUGCUGUGUGGAGAAAGUGGACUUGUUUCAGCUCUUGAGCAAGUCUUUCAGCAUGGAUUUAAAUCACCGAGACUCUUCAAAAACGUCUUUAUUUGGGACUUUUUAGAAAAAGCACAAACAUACUAUGAGACCCUGGAGCAGAAUGAACUGGUCCCAGAAGAGAACUGGCAGACAAGAGCCAGGAAUUUCUGUCGCUUUAUCACUGCUAUCAACAACACCCCUAGAAACAUUGGGAAGGAUGGCAAGUUUCAGAUGCUGGUGUGUCUUGGAGCCAGAGACCACCUUCUGCAUCACUGGAUCGCCCUGCUCGCAGACUGCCCGAUCACAGCACAGAUGUAUGAAGACAUAGCACUGAUCAAGGAUCAUACCCUUGUGAAUUCUUUGAUUCGAGUGCUGCAGACCUUGCAGGAGUUCAACAUUACGCUGGAGGCAUCUCUAGUCAAAGGAAUAGAUAUUUGACUGCUUGUCCCACAGAAAAAAAAACUAUCUUCCAAAAAAAAAAAAGCAACAAGGAGUGAAUCUCGUUAGUAUGCAAAAGUUCUGUCUGCCAGUACAUUGUAUCGUGAACUUGUUCAUGGCCCUAGAAUGCAAGUUUGACUUUUCUUCAAGGAAACUCCAAAAAAUAGUACAGGCAAAUGGAUAGAAGCUGUAAACUCAAUGUAAAAAAGAGGAUUUUGGUAUAAAUCUAUUUUAGAGUUUAUUUGCUGAUUUGCUUUUUACACACUUUCAUGUGAAAGAGAUAGAGAUGAGUAUUGUGCAGCUUAUUUUAAAGCUGCAGUAUUUCCUUGCCAUAGAAAAUGUGCAGUGAGCCUUUCAGCAUUCUGUGAACUUGCCUUCAGAUAUGCUGUGUGUCAUAGACCCCAAUGUAUACACUCCAUUUCUGCUGAGAAGGUCAUUCUAUAGUUUUUAAACUAAUAUUUUAUAUAUUAACAUUAUUACCAAUGUUUGAUUUUUAAUGUAUUGGGUCAUGUUCUGCUGCAGGGGAACUACAAAUCUGAUGUGUGCUUUUUAAUGGCUCCAAAGCACUGAUUUGUCAACAAAUCAUUUUUUCCUUUAUUUUUGUUGUCAGUAUUAUUUUUAGUGAAAUCCGGGAGACUGAACCAUGAAAUGUGCAGAGAUCAAAGUAAUAUUUUUCAUAUUGGUACGUAAUUGCACAGAAGACAUUAAGGGUGUUUUUAACAGAUGCUUUUUAUUUAUUUAACCUUCAUUGUGUUUUGUAAGUUUGUCUUUAAAAAAAAAAAUCUUCUAUGAUACAACUAGCUGUAUUAUGUUGCAAUUCAGAAUUUACAGUGCAGUCCACGUAAAUUAAAAACCUGGAAUAAUUGUUCAUAACUCAAAGAUGUUUCUGCUUGAACCAGCCUUUUGAAGUUUGGGACGGGGUUGCUGCUGGUGAUUCUCUUAACUGCUAAUAAAGAGGGACAUGAGUUCCCCAAAAGCCAGAUGACUAAAUAAAGAUGUUUACGCCCCCAUAAAAUAAUAAUAGUAUACCUUACUAACAAGUAUAAGGAUUUCUUAAUUUUUCUGCUAAGACAGUGAGUAGUCAAGUUUUUUCUCCUCCUUUUGAUGAAUAUGUCUUGGGUCCUGUUGUCACAGUCUGCUUCAUUUGGGAUGCUUUUAUUUUUAGCAGAGAAAGCUUUAGUCCACUUCUACAAUAAAACACAAACAUUUUGGAAGUUUAAUUUAUUGGAGAUCUGGAACUUGGCAAAUGCCUAAGGGCAUCUCUGUUCAUUUGAAUCCUCUGAUAAAAAUCUCUUUGGAAUGAAUAUGUGACUUAAGAACAGCAUCGCAAAUUACUGUACAGAAAUUCAGGGCUAUGUGUUUAAGAGGUCUCCGCUGUAUGAACUUAUCUCAGUAUUGUCCCUCUUUUGAGAAGCAGAGUCCAAGUUCUUCAGUUCAUCCAAUGUUAUAGCACCUUUUCUUUACCUACAGCUUAGCCACAUCUUGUGAUAGUCUUAUUCCCAUGAUUUAUGAGUAUAGCACAUGUAUUAAAUUUCUGACUAUUUUAACUUUUGUCCUAUUUAUUUCAUUAUUAAACUGAGAUGUUCCUUUGUCA
Molecule: messenger RNA, 5818 nt
Organism: Columba livia (rock pigeon)
Lineage: Eukaryota; Metazoa; Chordata; Aves; Columbiformes; Columbidae
Gene: DENND5A
Product: DENN domain containing 5A
Exons: 25
Coding region: 145-4224 (1359 amino acids)
Biological process (GO): retrograde transport, endosome to Golgi
Cellular component (GO): trans-Golgi network
Molecular function (GO): guanyl-nucleotide exchange factor activity; small GTPase binding
Source: RefSeq, a predicted model, not a curated record